GGCUGGGGCAGCAGCGGCAGCAGCUGUAGAAGUGUUUAACUUCAAGAUGGCAUCGACUAGUGAUCUGAAAGAAGCCACUUGCAACCAAAGUUCUUGGGACAUCUUGCUACCAGAUUUCCCUGAGGGGCCACUUUGUGAGUACCGUAAGAGGGCUUCCUUCAGCUGGAAGGAGAUGGCAGUGUUUAUAGAUGAAGAAGAUCUCAUCCAAUUCAAGAAUAGAAUCUUCUCUGCUUUUGAAAAUGAUCCUGUCUUUGCUCGUUACCCCGGAGAAGAGGUGACCCUCGAGAAGUAUCGUGAGCUGACAUUCCUGCGCUGUAAAAGGCUCUUUGAAUAUGAGUUUCUAAAACUGGAAGAUAUCAUGGAGAAACCAUUAAAAAUUAUGGUUCUUAUAAACUGCCUAGGGAUGUAUGAUUGGUCUCUGGGUACCAAAUAUUUGUUAAAUGCUCAGGUGUUCGGUGGUGCAAUUGAGAAUACUGGCUCUGAAAGGCAUCAGGAAUUCGUGAAGCAAACCAGUAACAUGGAGAUUUUUGGAUGUUUUGCUCUGACUGAAGUCAGCCAUGGCAGCAAUACCAAGGGCAUACGGACAACUGCCAGAUACGACCCCCGCACACAGAAAUUUAUCAUCAACACUCCUGAUUUUGAAGCUGCCAAGUUUUGGGUUGGCAACAUGGGGAAAAAUGCCACUCAUGCUGUCGUCUAUGCCCAGCUGUACACUCCUGAUGGGCAGUGCCACGGAUUACAUUCCUUUGUUGUGCAGAUUCGAGAUACAAAAACACUGCUUCCUAUGCCAGGGGUGAUGGUAGGUGACAUAGGAAAGAAACUUGGGCAGAAUGGUUUGGAUAAUGGAUUUGCUAUGUUUCACAAUGUCAAGAUACCUAAAGAAAACGUAUUGAACAGAACUGGAGAUGUCACAGCUGAGGGAGUAUACGUUAGCUCAUUUAAGGAUCUCAAGCAACGUUUUGGCGCUUCUCUUGGGGCUUUGUCCAGUGGUAGAGUUAUGAUCAUAGGCAUGUCUGUGGUUAAUUUAAAGCUUGCCUUAUCAAUAGCCAUUCGCUUCUCAGCCACACGCCGUCAGUUUGGACCAACAGAUGAAGAAGAAAUACCAGUCCUGGAAUACCAAAUGCAGCAAUGGCGCCUGCUUCCCUAUCUGGCAGCUACAUAUGCCUUAGACCAUUUCGCCAAGUCUUUGUUCAUGAACUUCAUAGAAUUUCACAUAGGUCUUCUGAUGAAGGAUAAGAGUCCAAGACAGGCUGAAAUUGGACGUGAGAUUCAUGCCUUGUCUACUGGUGGUAAACCACUGGCCUCCUGGACUGCCCAGCAAGCGGCCCAGGAAUGUCGAGAAGCUUGUGGAGGACAUGGUUACCUGGCCAUGAAUCGUCUAGGUGAUAUUCGAAAUGACAAUGACCCAAACUGCACCUAUGAAGGAGACAAUAAUGUUCUGCUUCAGCAAACCAGCAACUACUUACUGAGCUGGGUGAAUGCUAAACACCAAGAUAAAGCUCCUAUUGCAUCCCCUCUUGGAUCAGUAAACUUUUUGGAAGACUACAAUCAUAUUCUUGGCCAGAAAUUCACAGCCUCUAGUGUUGAAGAUUGCAUGGACUCCUCAGUUCCAUUAGCUGCAUAUAAAUGGCUGGUUUGUUACCUGCUCCGAGAAAGUGUCCUGAAAUUGAGCCACGAGAAACAGUCUGGGAAUAGUGAUUUUGAAGCAAGAAACAACAGUCAGGUAUACUACUGUCGUUCGUUAGCCAUCGCUUUCAUCGAGCAAACAGUCUUACAAAGGUAUCACGAAUACACUCAUGAUCCCGACACGCCAUCUACACUCCAGCCUGUGCUAAAGCAUCUUAGUGCUCUGUAUGGACUGUGGUCUUUAAGUAGACACAUGGCCGUGCUCUACCAAGGUGGAUAUGUUUCAGGUGAACAGCCUGGUAGAUUCAUACAGCAUGCUAUUCUGGAGCUUUGUUCCAAGUUGAAAGAUGAUGCAGUUGCCUUGGUGGAUGUCAUUGCACCUCCUGACUUCAUUCUGAACUCACCCAUUGGCAGAGCUGAUGGAGAGCUGUAUAAAAAUCUGUGGACAAUAGUCCUUCAAGGCAGCAAGGUGCUGGAGAGACCAUCAUGGUGGGCAGAAUUUUGUGUUAAUAAACCCCUUGUCGGCAAGCUGAGGUCGAGGAUGUAAAUCAAACAUGUAAGAGUGGCCCAGUAGGGCAACGAUUGAUAACAUAUUUCAGACACAGAGGAAGGAGCACAUAUUUCAAAUGAAGGAGAUUUCAUACAGAAGAUGCCAAGAGAUAGAAUGAGUUUGAAAUCAGAUAUGACCCAAUCUUAAGGACUGUUGACAUAAUGGCAAGAACAGUGCAACACAUCUGCAUGUGGUUCAUAGUAAUCAUGCUAAUGUUAAUCAGUCGCAGAUUAAAAGAAAAAAGUCUCAUUAAAGUUAAUUGCUUCUCACAGUUUCAGUACAUAUAAAACUAAAUAUUACUUUCAUCAGUGUCCUGUCAGCAAAUAGGGUCUAAAAGUCUUGUAAUUGCUGGCAUGCUACAGAAGUUAAACAUUCAAAAAAGUCUACCUUGAACUAUGAACAGACAGGCCAGUUUUACUUUUUCAAGUUUCUGGGAGAGUAUUAGCAAAGCAAAGGGGUAUUUAGAACACGGCAGGAUUUUCAGUGGGAAUAAACUUAGGAUAGCAUCACUGGAAUUGAGUAAGUGAGUUUCUUUGAAGUCCAUGAAGCUACUCUGCUUUACACUAUCUGUUCCACAACGUUUAAAAUAGUUGAUUGUUCUUUCAACGCAAGAGAUGUGAUAAAUUGACUUCCAGUUUGAGGUUUUGAUUAAUCCUCAAGUUUUGUAUCACUGUAGAUAUAACUAGUUCAAAGUUUCUCAUUCACUUGUCAUUGUUAUAUUAAUUUAUGGUAACGCAAAUGUAAAAUGAUUGUAUAACUUCACUAGUAGUUAUAAUGUUUUGGUUUUUUUCCCCUCCUAUAGUGUUAGCUUUUAAUCUCAGCAGACCAAUUGGUGCAAGUCAAUACAUGUUGGAGCUGCACCUGCUUCCUUCACGUCCAAAUUUAGUCCAGUAAUCUGGAAGUGGGUUGUUAAAAAUAAACAAAAUGAUUUCUGUUGCCAGAUGUUGUAGACAUUUAGUCAGGGACAAGAAAGUAGAAUGAUAAUUACUGCAGCUGCGGGAGAACCAUUCUUUGUAUAUGUUUAGUAAAUAUUCCCCAAGUAAUGAGUAGUUUCCUUUGCAAAUGAAGAGCCACUAGUAAGUUUUUGAAGUGCUGAAUAUUUUAUAUUUUUAAAAUAAAAUCUGGAAAGAUACUGCCUGCUUUUCUAUACUGUAUGAUCUCCCAGUUACUCUGAACUGAUCUAGGACCAAAUCCUGCUCACCGUACUCACAUGAGCUGUCCUGUUCAGGCCAGGGGGACUAUUUGUUAGGAAGGUGUCUAGGAUUCAGGGCUUAAUCCUGUGCCAUUAAAGUCAAUGGGAGUUUUAUCAUUGACUCUCAAUGGGAGCAGGACCAAACCUUAGUGGAUUUUUUUUUGUCACCAUUCUGUUCCAGCUCUACACUUAUGAUUCUGAUGAAGUGUUUCUAUGCCAGAAUUCCAAAGUUUGUAAGUCUUUAUAGUGUCAUGACUCAAAUAUUUAAUAACUGUUAUUGUGCUGGUUUUUUGUAUGCAAAUAUUACUAGAAUACAUUUAAUCAAAGUAAAGAAUAAAGUGGUAUUUUCAGUUUUUGCCAUAUGAUCUAGUAGUUAUAUUGCUCCUUCUAAAGUUUCACCAAAAUCAGAUCGAACGUGGGAGGUGUUUCACUGCUGGAAAAGCCAUUGAAAGGGCAUUUCAUUUUUAACAGUGUGCUCUCAGAGAAUCUCAAAGUACAUUUUCCAAAGCAGAAACCUUUUAAAGUUUCAGUUUAGGUUGCUAAGGGCAAUUCAAGAGAUUAGUUUAAAGUGCCGCAAAGUGAAAACUUCUUAUUUUAAGCCCUGCCUGUAGUUCUCAUUUUCUUUUUUUUUUUUUCUAUUCUUCAUUUUCCCUUUCCAGUUGUGUGGCAGAGGAUCCAAGCUCUCUUUUCCCAACUGCUUUUUCUAGCAACAUCCUUUCAUUUUUGUAGCAGUACACCGAAAUUCAGAAUGUCCCAACAGAAACUUUCUUCUAGCAACUGGUUUAUAUAAAAUAGAUGUAAACAUGGCCAGAUUUAUUAAAACUCCUCAUGCAUCAUAUCAGAAUUGUUUUUCUUUGAACUGCCUCAUCUUAUUAAUUCUAAGACUAUCCAAUAGGUGGCAUCAUCCCAUAGACAGAAUUUUAACACUGUUCCACGGAAGCAGAAGUAGCAGUACUAUGCUUAGAUCCAUACACACAGAAGGCAGGGACUCUUGCAAUUGUACUAUUUUUGUUUGUAUAAAUGUUACAUUAACUUUAAAUAUACAGCAGAGGCCCAGUCAUGAUUAGUAUCAAAAGCCUACAUUAAUGCUGUGUGUUCCUACUACGCUGAUGAGCAAAUAUCUGAGUGAUCACCAAGGGAACUGUGCAUCCCAGUUCUCCCCAUCAAUGUGACUUGUGUGAUUGGUCUCCACAGGAGAAGAGAGAGAGAUAAUGGGCAUGUCAAAGGUACGGCCAGUUAGCACAUAGCGCAAAUACCCCAACGCAUGGUCCUAUUAAUAUAUUUAUUAUUAGGAUUGUGGUAGCACCCCAAUCAGAACUGAAACCCCAUCAUGCUAAGUUCUGGACAAACUCACAGGAAGACAUAGUCCUUGCUCUGAAGAGUUUACAAUUAAAUGUGAAACCACAACUAACAGGAGGGAAGAAGUGGGGAAAAAUAGGAUAACUCAUAUGUUACUACAGAAAUUAACUACGGUAUAUGCAUAACUUGAUGGCUGUGGGUCGGUCAUUUGAGAGAUUUGAUUUUUCUUUUAAAUAUCAGCUGUCCCCAAAUGAAAUAUACUGAAAUUCAGACUUCUUAACAUGAAAUACUUUUUAAAAAAAAACACUAAAGAUGGGCACCACUGAUGUAUACCCUAUAAACACUUACACAGUUAUACAUAGAACUAAUAUUUGCUAUAUUACAUCAGUGCACAUAUGACUUAGGGGAAAUUUUCAUUAGCCAUAUUACAGUUAUUCUUUUAAAAUUCACCACUCUGCCCAAAAACAUUAAAAAAGACAAACUAAAUAAUAGUUCUGUCUUUGUAAGAGCAAGAGACAGACAGUAAUUUUGGCCUCCACCACCUGGCUCUGGUGCCACAGUCAACUAGCAAACCCUCUUCCCAGAACUAUGUUGGUAAGACAAAAAUAAUAAUAAAUUUCAAACAUGGGUGGAAGAGCUGUGUGCAAACUGAAAGAAUAAUGUGCAUGGGAAGAAAAAGGUAUAGCAUAAAAAGAGCUUGAGAAAUGAAUCUCAUUUGGAGAUUUCAUAAAAGGGGGAUAAGAACGGGUGAAUUUUAAAGAGCCCACCUAAUCACUGUUCGGAGUAUAUACAGCAUCUCCUGGAACUUGGUUUGUUCACAUAUUCAUGCAGAGCAGGUUUAGAUGACAGGUGCGUGGGGAUAGGUGAUCCGAGAGGUAUACAUGCAUAGGCUGGGGGAAUAACCAACACCUUCAUGAGGGCAUGUGACCAAUGAAGUUUGGAAUCUACCUAUUUGAGUGAUCGCCUCUUCCCCCCGCCCUCCCCAUGACGUACUGCCACAGCGGGGGUAAUUAGAAGCAUUUGAGCUGAACCCUCCUUAAGAGGAGGCUCUUUGUAAGGGUCCUGGGAUUAUGGAACAUGCACUAAAAUAGCCCAGAUUUGAUGACUUUCAGCAUGUUGCAAAAGCCAUUAUUUGAGAGAGAUUUUUGGAGACCGUUGAAGGAAAGUUCCUGAUACAGUAAGGGAUGGAAAGGAUCUGUUUUCUCACGCUGGUGCGCUGAGUUUGUUAUAUAGAUAAGAUUUUGUUAAAAAGGCUUGUGGGUGCUUAGACCCAGAUCCUCAAUGGUAUUUAGGAACCUAAUUCCCAUUAAUUUCAGUGCAAGUUAGGUGCUUAAAUACCUUUAAGGACUUGGGCGUAAGUGAGGGCGUAUCUUCA
Molecule: messenger RNA, 6042 nt
Organism: Terrapene triunguis (Three-toed box turtle)
Lineage: Eukaryota; Metazoa; Chordata; Testudines; Emydidae
Gene: ACOX3
Product: acyl-CoA oxidase 3, pristanoyl
Exons: 18
Coding region: 47-2173 (708 amino acids)
Biological process (GO): lipid homeostasis; fatty acid beta-oxidation using acyl-CoA oxidase
Cellular component (GO): peroxisome
Molecular function (GO): FAD binding; pristanoyl-CoA oxidase activity; fatty acid binding
Source: RefSeq, a predicted model, not a curated record